AUGGGACACUGUGAUUUGUUGUUGUGGAGGAAUCCGGUCGAAACCGGGAAGGUGUUUGGAGGCCUAUUGGUUGCUCUGCUAGUGCUCAAGAAGGUGAACCUGGUGACGUUCUUCCUGCGCGUGCUUUACACCACGCUCUUCUUGAGCUCCGCCGUGGAGUUCGCUUCUAAGUUCGUGCUGGGUCAGGGUCUAGUAACGAAGUACGGCGUCCAGGAGUGCCCGAAUGUGGCGGGGAUGCUGCGGCCCAAGCUAGAGGCUGCGCUCGCGCGCCUCCCAGCAUACCAGACGCAGGUGCGCCGGCUCGUGUUUGCAGCCUCCCCCCAGCAGACCUUUAAAGCUGCUGGCCUGCUGUACGUCCUGCACAUUUUGGUGUCUUUCUUCUCCGUGUGGACCCUAGCUCUACUGAGCGUUGUGGGUGCUUUCACGCUACCAGUCGUUUACCACAAGUACCAGCGUGAGAUUGAUGACGCAGUGCACCAGGGUCUAGCGCUAGCGAAGGCUAAGUCUGCUGAGGCACAGAAGAUGGCUUCCGAAACCGCCGCUCCAUACAUCAAGCAGAUCGACGAGAAGUUUGGGCCAGUUUCGCACUACUUUAUUCCCAAGACCCCAUCUUCGUCGGGACCAGCUGCGCAAAAGCCAGCGGCUCCAUCGACAGCCUCGUCGAGCAAGGGCUCUGUUGUUGAGCCUUCGCAGGGGGCUUCGUCGGCUGCCUCCUUCCCUUCGGUCCCUUCGGCCAAGAUCCCUGAGUCUGCUACCAAGGAGGUCGAGGAGGAGGACAUCGAUAUCGAGCAAUUGAAGCAGGAGAUGAAAGGCAACAAGGAGGCCUCUGCUUUGUAA
This is a messenger RNA of Eremothecium gossypii ATCC 10895, 837 nucleotides long. RefSeq names its product Rtn1p (gene RTN1). NCBI's taxonomy places the organism in Eukaryota, Fungi, Ascomycota, Saccharomycetes, Saccharomycetales, Saccharomycetaceae. The transcript has a single exon. The record is from RefSeq and is marked provisional. The coding region runs from base 1 to 837 and encodes 278 amino acids.